Staurois parvus is the source of this 294-nucleotide messenger RNA. NCBI's taxonomy places the organism in Eukaryota, Metazoa, Chordata, Amphibia, Anura, Ranidae. The record is from the annotation of a GenBank genome assembly.
GGCACCGAGUCAACUGGCGGAACAGCGGGCAUCGAGUCAACUGGCGGAACUGCGGGCACCGAGUCGUCUGGCAAGACUGCGGGCACCGAGUCAUCUGGCAAGACUGCGGGCACCGAGUCAUCUGGCAAGACUGCGGGCACCGAGUCAACUGGUGGAACAGCGGGCAUCGAGUCAACUGACGGAACUGCGGGCACCGAGUCGUCUGGCAAGACUGCGGGCACCGAGUCAUCUGGCAAGACUGCGGGCACCGAGUCACCAGUAGAGGCUUCAGGCUGAGUAGAGGCUUCAGGCUGA